Molecule: messenger RNA, 2508 nt
Organism: Cloeon dipterum
Lineage: Eukaryota; Metazoa; Arthropoda; Insecta; Ephemeroptera; Baetidae
Product: proton channel OtopLc-like
Exons: 11
Coding region: 248-2212 (654 amino acids)
Biological process (GO): proton transmembrane transport
Cellular component (GO): membrane
Molecular function (GO): proton channel activity
Source: RefSeq, a predicted model, not a curated record
AUAUGCGUGUUUUUGCAAUAAACUUGAAGCGCUUGAAAGCAUGCCAAGGAAGAGGUGCCAAGCAGUGUGCUGUGGUGAGCGGCGCUGCACGAUACAAGACCAGGACAAGCAGCAAGCGCAGCCCCGAGAUUUGUGGCUGACUUUGGCUAACCAUGAUAGACUGAUAAACGUAAAAAGACUGUAAUGAAGAGCAUUCAAGAGCGUGUCACUGAACUGAUGUAAGAGCGGCCACAGGGAUCGUCACAGCAUGCGAGGCUCUCAUCUCAACUCCCGCACAGAAAAGUACCUCGAUGACAUAUCUCCUCCGCAGCCGCAUUUCAGCACGACCGGAGUUUUGGUUCAAAUGCAAGCAGGAGGUUGUGGCAGCAGGGAAUACCUUUUUGGCCGUCAACACGUCACCAGCAUUGCUCAUAACCCUUUGCAAACCUCUCGUUCAGUUUCUUCCUUGAGUUUUGAAAGCUGCAGUAGUAGAGAUGAACCAUCGUCCACAAGUAAUGAGGAAAAGACUAGAAUAUUCAGAGGAUACUUGGCUAUGAUCUUGAGCUGCGUUUAUGCAGUUUUUAUUGUAACUCUGGGACUUGUCAUCUACAUUAGCGAUGUUGUCUUGGUUAACACGUCAAUGGCAGAGAUGUAUGGAAUCUAUCUCGUUGCAUUUGGUCUCGCGUGGUUCAUCUACCUGUAUAACGAUAUUCGACGCUACUUGAAAAACGCGAGGAAAGAUUUCGCUUUGCAGCAAAGGAGGAAUGAAACAGGGGUGCAGUGGAGUAGAAAAAGCGUCUCUGUACCACACUAUUGCUUCAAUCAAGGUCGCCACUCAGGAAGUUUCUAUCUCAAGAUUGGUGCUGCCGGUUUCUGCUUUGGCCACUUGAUCCACAGCUUACUUCUAUUCGGCUACCAGGUGUCUUACCUCACGUCGUCUGAGCCGCAUGUGAACAAAUGCGCCAGCAUUCCAACACUUGUUCUGGAUAUUCUAUAUCCUACCUAUUCAUUUGUACAACUGUUUUUCAUUUUCAAAUACUCCAACGUGAUCAUUAACCACUGCACAGAGCUGGCAAGAUUUGCCCUGAUGCACUGCAUAGCCUCCAGCCUCUGUUUUUGGGUCUGGACCAUUUUGAGGGAGACGGUCGACUCGCUGAGCCACCUUCACCACAACCGCGCCUCAGCGAUCCAAAAUCUCAUGCCGGUGCUGCACGAGGAGCGAUCUGAGGCGCUUCAUUAUCCUAUUACGCCAUUGCCCAUUACGUCGAAAGGUGCACAGGAUCUCGUUAAGUUUUUAAACGAUACGUCUUUUCUGCAUGACCACUGCAGAGGAGCAAGAACACUUUCAGACAACUUUGAGAAUUUUUCCCCCUAUCUCUACCCUUUCACCAUUGAAUAUUCCAUACUCGUUGUCGGUGUUCUCUUCAUCAUGUGGCAAAAUAUUGGUCGGUGUUGCGGUCACAGCAUGACCGGAAGGCCUUGUUGGCCAACCUGCCGACAACUGCCCUCGGGCUACGACGCCGACUUCACCAGCAACGUGGUGUUGCACGCGGAUUGCCACUCGGCCAACAAAGGUCUCUUUGCUGGGCUCAUUGUGCUCGUGGGCUCAGCUGUCUCCAUCAUUCUCUUCUUUGUGGCCAUGGCGGACCGGGCCUUCGUCGCCACUGGCCUCUUCGUUAACGCAGUGACAGAGCUGAGCCUGCUGGUGAUGAUGACAGUGGCCGUGGCCGUCGCGUAUCGACAAAUGACCCGCCUAGACGUCAACAAGCACGCCGUCUCUCUGCUCGACGAUCUCCUCCUUUUCAUCUGCAUCCCUGCCUUUUUCCUCUAUGCAAUAUUCAGUAUCAUGCCUGCGGUUCAUAGCAAGAGUUACAUAUCAAUCGCAACAACAGUUCUGCAGGUUAUUCAAGUGUUGCUGCAAACUCCUUUCAUCAUCGACGGCUUGCGUCGGUGCAGCAACUCCCGCGCACUGCGAUACCAAAAGCCGGGUCGCGAAUUGGUGACCUUUCUCGUCGUGUGCAACGUAGCGAUGUGGAUCAUUGAAACCUUCGAGAUCAAAUCGCAAGACGCGCGUGACGACCGCUUCCAUUUUUACGGCAGCGUACUGUGGACAAUGCUGAGCCACAUGACAUUGCCCCUCACAAUGUUUUACAGAUUUCAUUCUUCUGUUUGUCUGGUUGACAUUUGGAAGUCUGCCUACGAGCCUGCAGAAGCAGAAACCCAAAGAUUUUGAUUUCGCUUAUUUGCUAGUUUCCCUUUAUUUAUUUUAUUUGAGCCACUCAAAUAAGAAAAAGUAGAUUUAACGGAGAAGUAUCGUGAGCUAGACAACUUUCAUAGUUCCUUUUAAUUUAGACAUUUUCCCAAAAAAUAAAACAACGUUAAUUUUUUUAAUUUGCAAGAAUGAAAAUUGCACAAAAAGUUGUUAUGUAGAUAUUAUAACAAAUAGUUAAAUUUAUUUAUUGAUAUUGACGCGCGAUUUCGGAAAUGGGAUUAGCGUGGUAAGGUGUAUAUAAUAAAUUUUAAAUUGAU